AUGCUUAUCCCAAUUCCGAAGUGAUCUAUGUGUGGACUCACAGCCCGGCAGCAUCCGUGGUAGUAGCAGAAGACGGUUCAAGGCUUAACCAGUAUCACUUGAUAGGGCAAACUGUCGGUUCUGAGAACAUCAGUACCAGCACAGGUGAAUAUACUAUAAUGAGAGCACACUUUCACCUGAAAAGAAAGAUUGGCUAUUUCGUCAUCCAGACAUAUCUUCCUUGUAUUAUGACGGUGAUCUUAUCCCAAGUAUCAUUUUGGUUAAACAGAGAAUCUGUCCCUGCUAGAACAGUCUUUGGGGUCACUACGGUCCUUACCAUGACAACUUUAAGCAUCAGCGCCCGCAACUCUCUACCAAAAGUGGCCUACGCUACCGCGAUGGACUGGUUCAUAGCCGUGUGCUACGCCUUUGUGUUUUCUGCACUGAUUGAAUUCGCCACAGUCAACUACUUCACAAAAAGAAGCUGGGCCUGGGAUGGCAAGAAGGCAUUAGAGGCUGCAAAAAAGAAG
Messenger RNA from Podarcis muralis (Common wall lizard), 509 nucleotides. The record is from RefSeq and is a predicted model, not a curated record. Lineage: Eukaryota; Metazoa; Chordata; Lepidosauria; Squamata; Lacertidae.